AUGGAUGAUAGUGCUGACGAAAAUUUUGAAGCCGUUGAAGAACUCAACGAAAACGAUGAAGUCACGUCGGAGAACGAAAACCCUGAUACUAAUCCAGAAAACCAAAGUGACGAAAAUAAUCUAGAAAAUGGCCAAGACAAAGAGGAGGACGAUAAAAAUGAGGCCGAAUCAUCUGAUAUACUAAAUGAACAAAAUGAAGCAGAUCCUACCGGUGAAAACGCAAAUAAUACAUCCGAAGAACCAAACAAUUCACAGGAUUUUUCCAAUUUUACCUUUGACAAAAGUUUAUUCUCGGCACCACAGUUUCAACCCUACUAUCUCAUGAAGGACCACGUUGUGCAGUACCUUGAGCCCAUAAUUAAAAAAGCUAGAAAAAAAAGUUUCAUGUGGUGCUGCUGA
Molecule: messenger RNA, 399 nt
Organism: Plasmodium fragile
Lineage: Eukaryota; Apicomplexa; Aconoidasida; Haemosporida; Plasmodiidae
Exons: 2
Coding region: 1-399 (132 amino acids)
Source: RefSeq, a predicted model, not a curated record